AUGACUUACUUCCAUUCCUACAGAACCACCAAGAGCAAAACUUUCAAACCAAAGAAAAAUGUACCCGAAGGAACUAAGCAAUAUCAACUUCAAGAGUACGCCAAGGCCACUCUCGGCUCGGGGAAUCUGAAACUCGCGGCAAUUUUGCCAGAAGGAGAAGACAUUAAUGAAUGGUUAGCCGUUAAUACGUACGAAUUCUACAAUCAAAUUAACUUGCUCUAUGGUACAAUCGCCGAAUUCUGUACCCCGCAAGAGUGUCCUGUAAUGUCUGCUGGUCCCAAAGUCGAAUACCUCUGGUCUGAUAAUGAAAAGUAUAAGAAGCCUGUAGAACUAUCAGCACCCGACUACGUAAAUCAUUUAAUGGAAUGGGUGCAGCGGCAGCUUGAUGACGAAAGCAUGUUCCCAAGUAACAUAGGUGAGGAAGCUCAUUUAAACACCAGCUUUAAACACUUUAUUUACUUUGUUCAGGAAUUUCAGUUAAUAGAGAAAAAAGAGUUACAACCCUUGCAUGAAUUAAUUGUAACUUUAACUAGCCAAGAUUAA
Acaulospora colombiana is the source of this 543-nucleotide messenger RNA. The record is from the annotation of a GenBank genome assembly. Lineage: Eukaryota; Fungi; Glomeromycota; Glomeromycetes; Diversisporales; Acaulosporaceae.